Tachysurus fulvidraco (yellow catfish) is the source of this 3923-nucleotide messenger RNA. RefSeq names its product NK6 homeobox 3 (gene nkx6-3). Gene Ontology annotation, biological process: regulation of transcription by RNA polymerase II; cell differentiation. The record is from RefSeq and is a predicted model, not a curated record. NCBI's taxonomy places the organism in Eukaryota, Metazoa, Chordata, Actinopteri, Siluriformes, Bagridae. The transcript is spliced from 4 exons. Gene Ontology annotation, molecular function: RNA polymerase II cis-regulatory region sequence-specific DNA binding; DNA-binding transcription factor activity, RNA polymerase II-specific. Bases 888 to 1700 code for a protein of 270 amino acids. Gene Ontology annotation, cellular component: nucleus.
UUUUCCUCAGGUGUAAUGGAUUUAUUAAAAGACUGUGUUAGGUGUCCUAAAUGAAUUACUGUUAAUGAGGAAAAAAAAUGCAGUACACAUUGCCUGGACUAAAACGUCUAAAAUUGAAGAUUACGCUGUAAAUCUGAGCAGGAUUUGGAAAAAAUGAAGCAGAAAUGUCCAUGUCAUCCAACAUAUAGCAUAUAGCAGAAUAAAAAGGUUGGUGUAAAAGCUGUUCCACCAAUUCUCCAUUAAGUCCCUAUUUGUAGCUCACAAUUCUGCAAUCAAAAUCAACCCAGUGGCCAUGACAGGCUUCUAAAGUGCCAUCUCUUUCCACUCCGAUGUGUAACUGCUGCUCCACACACAGGGCAGGGAGGCCAUCAAAAACUCACUUAUUUCUACCCUGCCACUUCAAAAAGACAUUAAUCUGCCACCAACCAAUCCAGAGCUACCGUCCUGCACGGUGGCCAAUCAGGCCCUCUGCACGCUGCGUGAUUGUCCAGCCGAGGCCCGGCAGACCAACGCCGGUCAUCAUUAUCAACAGAGUGCCACAUCUGUGCAAGGUAGCUCGUUUUCAUAUCCUGAAAGCGAGGAAGUGACUUACAGGGUAUUUAUCUGCAGGCAGCAGAACUGGGUUAAAGGUGGCAAGACGCUUGGUGUUGACUUUGGAGUUGCAGCACAAAGUAUGGAACAAAACAGGUGAAAGUUGAGGAGAAGAAAUUUCUCAAACACAUAUUGACUCAAAAAUAACUCCAGGAAGCUCUCCGUCUCGCUCUGGAGGGCAUUCCUAAAGUGGAUCAGACCAAAGCUGGCCUUUCAGGUGAGAUCCCACUGGCCUUUAAAUAUUCACCCUGGAUCCAUCAUUAUCGGACAAAGACGGAGGACACUCACUGGUUUCCAUGGAGCCCAACCUGUCUGGGUCUUUCCUCUUCAACAACGGCUUAAACCAGUUCCCGACAGACAUCAAGGCACCCAUGUGCCAAUACUCUGUGCCCAACAGUUUCUACAAACUUGGCCCUGGCAACCUGAAUGCCCAGCUGCAGGCUGGCACACCACACGGCAUCAGCGACAUCCUGAGCCGCUCUGUAAUGGGAGCCCCAGCUAACACUGCGCUGCUCUCAGGAUAUUCCAGCAUGGGGGGUUUCAGUGGCACUGUGGCCUCUCCAGGGGUGUAUUAUAAUCGGGAUUACACCCCAACAACUUUGGGUGCUUUCCCCAAACCUAGUGAGUGUCCGGGGAUGAAGGGACGCACCAGCUGCUGGGUGGAGGGAGGCUACGACUGGAGAGGAGGAAGACAACAGUGCAGCAACAUAGACAGUGGGCAUCCUGGAGAGACAGUGGGCAGAAAGAAACACACACGGCCGACGUUCAGUGGGCAUCAGAUCUUUGCCCUGGAGAAAACCUUCGAGCAGACCAAAUACCUAGCGGGACCAGAGAGAGCGAGACUGGCUUACUCGCUGGGCAUGACUGAAUCACAAGUCAAAGUGUGGUUCCAGAACCGUCGCACUAAGUGGCGUAAGAAGAGUGCAUCUGAGCCGAGCUCCACUCAGGUUUCCAGGGCCGAGAGGCAGGGCGCCUCAGACACCGAGCUCGAGGACGAAGAGUACAACAAACCUCUGGACCCCGACUCAGACGACGAAAAGAUUCGCCUGCUGCUGCGCAAACACCGCAGAUCUUUCUCAGUGCUACGCUUGGGGCCGCAUCAUGUCUGACACACACACACACACACACACACACACACUUACAUGUGUAUAUCACAAUGUUUACAUGCUGAAUACUAAAACACAUUCACACAAAUAUAUAGCUAUAACUUUUCACUUUCUCAAACUUGCUGCAUUCUAGUUUCAACCCCACAUUUCUGUACAUAAUUUCCAAAAUGCUCUUUAUUUAUUGAACUUGACACGAAAGAGAAAUUGUUCCGCACCGCUCGGGUAUGCUACCGUGCGCAAUGUCGAUGUUUAAUAAAUAUAUAAUAGUGCAAUAAAGUCUUGUUAUUGCAAGUGCUUAUUGUGUCACAAUGAGAAAGAAAUAGAGUUAAUUGGCUUUCAUUUGGCUUUCAGAAUUUUGACUGCCUGGUCAAGUUAAAUAACUAACACACCUGGCAUGCUUUUACAGGAAAUUAAUCAACAAUGGGUUGGUGUUUUAUGGUCUGAUGUCAAGAAGAGAUGUUACCUCUAAAACAGCUCUUAUACUAAAGCAAUUUGCCUGUAAAUUUUUUUUAUAGUUACCUGUACAUCUAAGCCAUGAACCUUUAGGAAUGUUAAAACAUAUAAUUGUUGGUAUGAUUAAGGAUGUUUUUUUUCGAACAUUUUCGAACUGUGCUGUUCUUUUUUUGUCAUAUUAUAUCAAAGAUAAUUCUUUACAUUAUUUUGCACUUGUCUUGCUACUCCAUGGUUGGGGGUUCACUUCCUGCCUCCAUCCUGUGUGUUCUCCUAGUGCUUUGGGAGUUUCAUCCCCCACUCUAAAGGUAUGCUUUGUAGGCUGAUUGUCAUAUCCAAAUUGUCCGAAUGAAUGUGUGUGAUGGGUUGGAACCCUACUCCGGGUGUCCCCUGCUUUGUACCCCAAGUCCCCUGGGAUAGACUAGGCUCCCUGCACCCCUGUGUAGGAUAAGUGCUAUAGAAAACACAUGGUUUUAUCAUCUGAGGUACUGUAGAACACUACAACACUGGACACUACACCAUGGUCAAUUUAGACAAUGAUCACAAUGAAAUCAAUCAGUCUAGGUUUCUUGCUUAGCUAAAAGAUCUUCUCAAGCUUCUUCUCGAGUUCUUACCUCAUUUCAGACUCCUACUGUAGGUAUUACAAAUUCAUUUUAAAUAACAAUGAAUCUACCGUUUCUAAUCGAAUCAACGUUGACUCAUAUUAAUUAGCCUCAGGUUAGUGUUACAUGGCAUUUUCUUAAUAUGUUCUUAAAUUAGACGUGCUAUAUUUGAAUUAUUAAGGGAACAAUGAAGGUUUGUCACACGGUCGUAUUGCACCAGUGUCGGGAAGGAUGUCAGUAUGACGAUAAACAAAACGCUGUAUCUGUAAGUUGUGCAGUAACACCCACUUACUGAUAAGGCAACAUAAAGCUAUCUGUGUGCUUUUCAUCAACACCUGCUGCACUAAUGCGGCGAGUAAACACAUUAUUCACAGCCGAACGUUAGACAACACGAGUGCGUCUGAACAUUCACAGGUGCAAAUUAUUAGCAACGAUGAUGUUUAUGUCAUUGUUUGUAAUUCGCGAAGUGAAUUUGUCACUGCGAUCCCAUGACAACUGAAAGACACAGACCGAACGUCGUAAGUUAAGCAGCUGAUUUUUGACAUAGUUUGCUGUGUUUUGUUGACGCUCUUGAUAAGAAAUUAGGAACUGAAGUCAGAUAUGCUGACAAAAAACUGAUAGGCAAUGUAAGAAAAGGUUACGACUGCAAAAUUAGCCUUGUGUGUAUACAUUAAAAUUAAGACAGGACAAAAUUUAAAGAAGAUUUUACUAUCCAGUUUCAGUGAGCCUCAGACACAAGAUUGAAUCCAGAUUAGGUCUUUGCUGUUGUUAGUUUAAAACCUUGUAAAUUCUGAGAUGCUUUUCAGCUCAGCACGGUUGUAAAGAGCUAUUAUUUGCUGCAGCCUUCCUGUUAAUAUUGAAGCAUUCUGAAGUUUGUUGACUUUUCUGAUUGUGACUGAAAAUCCCGAAAUUGUCUUGAGUCAUUUUCUAACUACUCAAACCACUAUCACUAUGUCGCCUGUGGUCAACAAAAUCACAUUUAUUUCCCUUUUCUGAUGUGUGAUUUAAAUAUUAUGUGUGCUUAACUUUUUUUUUUUUUUUAUUAUUUUAUACAUCAUGUUCCUGUCUCAUGAUUGGCUAAUAAGAUAAUUACCUGAAUUAGCAGGUGUACAGUUGUAGUCAAUGAGUGUAUUUUUUAAGUAAUCACAUAUUUGUUAUGUUUUAAUCCAUUCCC